AUGCUCAUCAUCGGGCUUACGGGCUCUAUAGCCACCGGCAAAUCCACAGUCUCCAAAAUCCUUUCCUCACCACCAUACGCCCUCCCCAUCAUCGACGCGGAUCUCCUCGCGCGUAAAGUCGUCGAACCGGGCACCCCCGGCUACAAAGCGAUCGUGAACUACUUCGGGCCCUCCACACCAGAUCUACUGCUAGAAGAUGCACCAUCAAGCCCAGCAGGCAAACCCCUCAACCGCCCGGCAUUGGGCCGCCGCGUCUUCGGCAUCAGCGAGGAGCGCAAACGCGAUCGCGCGGUGCUGAAUGGGAUCGUGCAUCCCGCCGUGCGGAAGGAAGUUUACAAGGCGUUGGUCUGGCACUAUGUGCGCGGGCAGUGGGCCGUCGUCCUGGAUGUCCCCUUGCUCUUUGAGAGCGGGAUGGAUCUGAUUUGCGGCACGGUGCUCGUGGUGGGCGUGCACGACCCCGCCGUUCAGAUGGCUCGCCUCCGCGCCCGCGACUCCCAUCUCACAGCCGAGGACGCGGAGCAUCGAGUGCGCAGCCAGGGCGACGUGCUGUCCAAGGCCGAGCAGGCCGAGUUCCGGGGCACGGCCUCCAAACGCGGCGUGGUGGUCUGGAAUGAUGCCGAUAAGCCGGAGCUGGAGCGUGCGGUCACGGUUGCGAUGCAGGGGAUUCAGGCGUCGAGUCCGCGGUGGUGGGCGUGGGUGUUGCUCGUUGCGCCGCCGGUGGGUGCGAGCGUUGCAGUGUGGAAUCUGGCGGUGAACUUUGCGACGCAGAAGAGCUGGGAGAGGGAGAAGACGAAGGACAAGGCGAAGCUUUGA
Molecule: messenger RNA, 813 nt
Organism: Penicillium lagena
Lineage: Eukaryota; Fungi; Ascomycota; Eurotiomycetes; Eurotiales; Aspergillaceae
Product: putative dephospho-CoA kinase
Exons: 1
Coding region: 1-813 (270 amino acids)
Biological process (GO): coenzyme A biosynthetic process
Molecular function (GO): ATP binding; dephospho-CoA kinase activity
Source: RefSeq, a predicted model, not a curated record